CCUUUUGUUAUUGUUUACCUUUUUCCCUGCCUACUUGAAGACUUCAAAAUUGGAAUUGUACCAAAACCCUUUACUAAUAAUAAAGGGCAAUAAUAAAGAUAUACUCUUCAAGCAAAGCCACACUUCAUCGCAAGACAUGGAUUCAAAUUGUAUUAAAUCAGAAUUUAGAGGGUAUGAGAUUUUUCUAGACGAAAAUAAUGAUGUGGUUCAUAUGACUGCCCGUCCAAGCCAUGACUCAUCUGCAUUGCCCGCAUUGCCCGUGCCGGCCGUAUCUACCGUCUCUAGCCGAUUGAACCCUAAGAGCGACUCAGACCCGGACACCCCCCACCGACUUCAUUUUAUCAAAUUCGUUAAACGACAAGGACGAACGCUCAAGUUGUGGGAAUGUGGGCUUUGCGGCCAAGAUUUUCGCCAUCAAUCCUAUCUUAUACGACAUCUUCCCAUUCAUACAGGAGAGAAGCGGUUCUCGUGUCCGAUGUGUGAGAAAUCGUUUAGUCAUUCUUCAUCUUGGAUUCAACACAAGGCCACCCAUUCCGACCAUCGUCCUUAUGCUUGCGACGUUUGCCUCAAAACCUUUGCCCGAGCCUCGACUUUGGUCGCUCAUCAAAAGACUCACAUCUCCGACAAGGAGUUCAAAUGUGAUCAAUGUGACAUGAGUUUCCACCAGAAAAUCAACCUUCAGCAUCAUCUAUACGCACAUUCCGGCGAAAAACCGUAUCAUUGUGAGGAUUGUGAAAAAUCUUUCACCCAACUCUCGAAUCUGAAAUCCCAUCAACGAAGCCAUCACGCCAUUUCAAAAGUGAAGAACGCGACUCGAAUCUGAAUAUCUCUGAAUAUCCUCUGAAAGUCUUGACAAAAAUCAGGUUACACAUUAGCAGAAGAACUGCGGGUUCUCCAAUUUCUUGGCCAUGUCCUUGAGAUCUCGGAUUUGAUCGUUGAUGACUUUCAGCCAUUCGUCACGUUGUUCCUCGGAUUCGCAUUGGACCACAAUCGCGGAAUCCUCUCUCCGGGAGGCAGUGGUGGAUCGCUCCAAAAGCUCCAAUCCCUUUUCCAGCUCAAAGCCAAAGUUCGAAUCGCUCUUAUUGAACUCGCGGACAAUAACAUUGUUCAUCUGAUAUCCAAAGAAGAAACAUAACAAUAUACAGUUAACACUCA
Tigriopus californicus is the source of this 1155-nucleotide messenger RNA. RefSeq names its product zinc finger protein 776-like. The record is from RefSeq and is a predicted model, not a curated record. Gene Ontology annotation, biological process: regulation of transcription by RNA polymerase II. Gene Ontology annotation, molecular function: RNA polymerase II cis-regulatory region sequence-specific DNA binding; DNA-binding transcription factor activity, RNA polymerase II-specific. The transcript is spliced from 2 exons. Bases 137 to 823 code for a protein of 228 amino acids. Lineage: Eukaryota; Metazoa; Arthropoda; Copepoda; Harpacticoida; Harpacticidae.